GCCACCACCAUCCACAUCACCACUCUCGAAACACCUCCACCAUCUUCUUCUACUCCAUCACUCAUCCAUGGACCGCUCACCACCACGAGCUCCCCGCGGCGGCGGCCGUCGUGGUUGGGACCGGGACCGCGACCGCGAAGACCGUUACGGGAGAGACUACCGAAAGCGCAGCCGCAGCAGAAGCCCCGACCGACGAUACACCGCAAGAAGGAGGAGUCGAAGUCCCGACAGAGGCGACUACCGCCGAGACCGGGACAGGGACAGGGAGAGGGAGAGAGAUAGAGGUGGAGACAGAGACCGCGGAGGUCGACCUCGAGAUAACGAUAGAAGGGUCCGCUCCCCCGAACGCCGCCGUCGAAGUCGUUCCCUCCGCGGCAAACGCUCUCUGCCAAUCCGCGAUCGCACCCGCUCUCGCUCCCCCCCCCCUGCUACUGCCACCACAAAGCCUGAUAGUAAAGAUCCCGAACGCACCUCCCCGGGACCAUCAAAGCGUAGUGCUGAGAGGAGUGCCAGUGCAGAUGGAGGUGCUACUGCCCCGGCAGCGGCAGCGGCCGGUGGGAAUGCCGACGAGAUGGAGGGAGUCGUGGAUGACGAGGAGGCGCAGAUGCAGGCUUUGAUGGGAUUCGGCGGCUUCGGGACCACCAAGCAGAAGAAGGUUCGCGGGAAUGAUGUUGGGGGCGUGUAUAAGAAUAAGCCGACGAAGUAUCGGCAGUAUAUGAAUCGACCUGGGGGAUUUAAUAGGGCACUUUCGCCUUCUUGAUACACCGCCGGUGGUAGUUUUCAGUCGAUACCAAUCCGAUAAAUGGGCCUAGUGUACUAUUAUUUAUUUAUUCCUUUUGCAGGCGGAGUUUUUUUUUCCUUUUUUACCAUACAUAAAAGUUUUCUUGCUCUAGCUUGACGCUGGUGAUGGUGGCACUAUCCCACGUGCUCAAUCAGUCAUUCGCGAGAGUUGGGAUUAUCAUAGUCUGUUCUAGUUUUUAUUUUUAUUAUUUUUAUUUUAAACUUUCCUCUUGGCUAUCUUUCCGGCCGGCGAGGGGUGAAAGACGUGAGUGGAACCGCGCAAUGUACCGGCACUGGAUGGAGAGCAGAGUGGAUCAGGGUCGGAGAUUGAGAAAUCAGAUGAUACUCCGCGCGUUUAUGGAAUGGCAAUCAGUAUAAGAAUUAGAAUGUUGUACUAUAGCUCGGGUGCCAAAAUUUUUUAUUCAUGGUAUUUGGAGAUU
Messenger RNA from Tuber melanosporum (Perigord truffle), 1220 nucleotides. RefSeq lists its product as uncharacterized. NCBI's taxonomy places the organism in Eukaryota, Fungi, Ascomycota, Pezizomycetes, Pezizales, Tuberaceae. The record is from RefSeq and is a predicted model, not a curated record. The coding region runs from base 68 to 760 and encodes 230 amino acids. The transcript is spliced from 4 exons. Gene Ontology annotation, biological process: RNA splicing. Gene Ontology annotation, cellular component: precatalytic spliceosome.